Messenger RNA from Coregonus sp. 'balchen', 20672 nucleotides. The record is from the annotation of a GenBank genome assembly. NCBI's taxonomy places the organism in Eukaryota, Metazoa, Chordata, Actinopteri, Salmoniformes, Salmonidae.
GUCCUUCCACCUCCUUCUGCUCAUCCAACAAGUAUGGAAGUAAACCUGGAACCCCCGCCUCCAUGCCCAGGAAACCAGCAGAGGUAGCGCUACGCUGAUGUUCCUUUCCUGAACAGCUCACAUCCGCUUCCUGUGUUCUUCACACACAACCAUGUGUCCCAAAUAGCACCCUAGUCCCCACAGGGCUCUGGUCUAAAGUAGUGCACUAUGUAGGGAAUAGGGUGUCAUUCUCUGGUCUAAAGUAGUGCACUAUAUAGGGAAUAGGGUGCCAUUCUCUGGUCUAAAGUAGUGCACUAUAUAGGGAAUAGGGUGCCAUUCUCUGGUCUAAAGUAGUGCACUAUUAUAGGGAAUAGGGUGCCAUUCUCUGGUCUAAAGUAGUGCACUAUAUAGGGAAUAGGGUGCCAUUCUCUGGUCUAAAGUAGUGCACUAUAUAGGGAAUAGGGUGCCAUUCUCUGGUCUAAAGUAGUGCACUAUAUAGGGAAUAGGGUGCCAUUCUCUGGUCUAAAGUAGUGCACUAUAUAGGGAAUAGGGUGCCAUUCUCUGGUCUAAAGUAGUGCACUAUAUAGGGAAUAGGGUGCCAUUCUCUGGUCUAAAGUAGUGCACUAUAUAGGGAAUAGGGUGCCAUUUGGGAUGCAGACAAUGUAAUAUAUGUAUUUAAGUGUCAACCCCCCCCCCCUCCUCUCCUCCCUCCCCAGGUGUUCAGGAAAGACCUGAUCAGUGCCAUGAAGCUGCCUGACUCUCACCAUGUCUCCCCUGAAGACUAUUACCUGCUGGGGGACACCUGGAGACAGGAGUGGGAGAAGGGGGUGCAGGUGCCGGCCUUCCCCGAAACCAUCCCACAGCCCUCCAUCAGGUAACCAUACAACACCUCUACUUGUCUCUCGACCUCAGGAACUGAUGCUGAUUUGUCUGAUUACUAGACACUGCUAGCAAUUUCUCAUUGUGUCUGUGGUGGGCGUGGGUCUGUGUCUAGGAACAUAGCGGAGAAGCCUAAGGAGGUGUUGUUCACUCUCCAGAGGAGGUAUAUCCAGUGCUGGAGUCAGGACUCUACAGAGACGGGUUAUGUUAACAUCAAGGAGCUGGCUGAGGCCAUGUGUCCUUAUGAUCUGGAUGACAUGGACCUCUACUGGCUGCAGGCUCUCAACGCUGAGCUAGGACACAUGGGUAAUUGUGGGAAGAGGAACAUUAGGCUGUUUCUCUAAAGCCUCUCCUAGUUCUCUCCUCACGUCUCUCUGAUGUGUUGACAAGUAGACAGGAGGCGACCAAAGAUAGAUUUCACACUAUUGAGAUACAGCGCAUUCGGAAAGUAUUCAGACCCCUUGACUUUCUCCACAUAUUGUUACAUUUCAGCCUUAUUCUAAAAUUGAUUCAAUAGUUUUUUCCACUCAUCAAUCUAUACACAAUACCCCAUAGUGACAAAGCAAAAACAGGUUUAAAAAAACAGAAAUAUCACAUUUACAUAAGUAUUCAGACCCUUUACCCAGUACUUUGUUGAAGCGCCUUUGGCAGCGAUUGCAGCCUCGAGUCUUCUUGGGUAUGACGCUACAAGCUUGGAACACCUGUAUUUGGGGAGUUUCUUCCAUUCUUCUCUGCAGAUCCUCCCAAGCUCUGUCAGGUUGGAUGGGGAGCAUCGCUGCACAGCUAUUUUCAGGUCUCUCCUGAGAUGUUCGAUCGGGUUCAAGUCCGGGCUCUGGCUGGGCAACUAAAGGACUUUCAGAGACUUGUCCCGAAGCCACUCCUGGGUUGUCUUGGCUGUGUGCUUAGGGUCGUUGUCCUGUUGGAAGGUGAACCUUCGCCCCAGUCUGAGGUCCUGAGCGCUCUGGAGCAGGUUUUCAUCAAGGAUCUCUCUGUACAUCUUUGCCUCGAUCCUGACUAGUCUCCCAGUCCCUGCCGCUGAAAAACAUCCCCACAGCAUGAUGCUGCCACCACCAUGCUUCACCGUAGGGAUGGUGCCAGGUUUCCUCCAGAUGUGACGCUUGGCAUUCAGACCAAAGACCAGAGAAUCUUGUUUCUCAUGGUCUCAGAGUCUUUAGGUGCCUUUUGGCAAACUCCAAGCAAGCUGUCAUGUGCCUUUUACUGAGGAGUGGCUUCCGUCUGGCCACUCUACCAUAAAGGCCUGAUUGGUGGAGUGCUGCAGAGAUGGUUGUCCUUCUGGAAGGUUCUCCCAUCUCCACAGAGGAACUCUGGAGCUCUGUCAGAGUGACCAUCGGGUUCUUGGUCACCUCCCCGACCAAGGCCCUUCUCCCCCGAUUGCUCAGUUUGGCCGGGCGGCCAGCUCUAGGAAGAGUCUUGAUGGUUCCAAACUUCUUCCAUUUAAGAAUGAUGGAGGUCAAUGUGUUCUUGGGGACCUUCAAUGCUGCAGACAUUUUUUAGUACCCUUCCCCAGAUCUGUGCCUCGACACAGUCCUGUCUCAGAGCUCUACAGACAAUUCCUUCGACCUCAUGGCUUGGUUUUUGCUCUGACAUGCACUGUCAACUGUGGGACCUUAUAUAGACAGGUGUGUGCCUUUCCAAAUCAUGUCCAAUCAAUUGAAUUUACCACAGGAGGACUCCAAUCAAGUUGUAGAAACGUCUCAAGGAUGAUCAAUGGAAACAGGAUGCACCGGAGCUCAAUUUCGAGUCUCAUAGCAAAGGGUCUGAAUACUUAUGUAAAUAAGGUGUUUCUGGUUUUAACACAUUUGUAUAUAUUUCAAAAAACCUUUCGCUUUGUCAUUAUAGGGUAUUGUGUGUAGAUUGAUGAGGAAAAACAUGUAUUUAAUCCAUUUUAGAAUAAGGCUGAAACGUAACAAAAUGUGGAAGAAGUCAACUUUCCGAAUGCACUUUAUAGCCUUGGGGAAAAGAGGGCGGUUUUCUACUCUGGGACGUGGAGCAGUAGCAACAGUGGUUUAUUCCUUGUCAUUCCCCAAGGGAGGGACCUGUAGAUACGCCAUGUUCUGAUUGGUGUAUCAUUCUCUCUCUCCCAGGGGAAGGGCCUGUAGACGAGUUGACGCUGGAGCGCACCAUGGAGGCGUUGGAGCGCCAGUGUCAUGACAACAUGAACCACGCCAUCGACACGGUGGAAGGGCUGGGCAUCGAGUACGACGAGGACGUCCUCUGUGACGUGUGCCGGUCCCCCGACAGCGAGGAGGGCAACGACAUGGUCUUUUGUGACAAAUGCAACAUCUGUGUUCACCAGGUAAAAACCUAGAAGCACUGAUUUUGCGCAUUGUGGGUAUUUUGAAGAAGGGUUUUACUUACAAUUAGUGUGAUGUGGUUGUUUUAUCUACGUUAGUUAAAUGCGCUGGUUAUAAGUCGCUUUUGAUAAGAGUGCUAAAUAACUAAAAACCUACAUUUACAUUUACGUCAUUUAGCAGACGCUCUUAUCCAGAGCGACUUACAAAUUGGUGCAUUCACCUUAUGAUAAAUACAUCUAAUCUAACCCACUGCUGUCUCUCUCCCUGCCUGUUAACCCACUGCUGUCUCUCUCCCUGCCUGUUAACCCACUGCUGUCUCUCUCCCUGCCUGUUAACCCACUGCUGUCUCUCCCUGCCUGUUAACCCACUGCUGUCUCUCUCCCUGCCUGUUAACCCACUGCUGUCUCUCUCCCUGCCUGUUAACCCACUGCUGUCUCUCUCCCUGCCUGUUAACCUACUGCUGUCUCUCCCUGCCUGUUAACCCACUGCUGUCUCUCUCCCAUGCCUGUUAACCCACUGCUGUCUCCUCUCCCUUGCCUGUUAAACCCAUGCUGUCUCUCUCCUGCCUUGUUUAACCCACGUGGCUGUCUCUUCCCUGCCUGUUAACCCACUGCUGUCUCUCUCUCCCUUGCCUGUUAACCCACUGCUGUCUCUCUCCCUGCCUGUUAAACCCACGGCUGUCUCUCCCUGCCUGUUCACAACCCACUGCUGUCUCUCCCUGCCUGUUAACCCACUGCUUGUCUCUCUCCCUGCCUGUUAACCCACUGCUGUCCUCUCUCCCUGCCUGUUAACCCCACUGCUGCUCUCCCUGCCUGUUAACCCCAACUGCUGUCUCUGCUCCCUGCCUGUUAUACCCCACUGCUGUCUCUCUCCCUGCCUGUUUAACCCACUGCUGUCUCUCCCUGCCUGUUAACCCACCUGCUGUCUCUCCCUGCCUGUUAAACCCCACUGCUGUCUCUCUCCCUGGCCUGGUUGAACCCCACUGCUGUCUCUCUCCCCUGCCUGUUAACCCACUGCUGUCUCUCCCUGCCUGUUAACCCACUGCUGUCUCUUCCCUGCCUGUUAACCCACUGCUGUCUCUUCCUGCCUGUUAACCCACUGCUGUCUCUCCUGCCUGUUAACCCACUGCUGUCUCUCCCUGCCUGUUAACCCACUGCUGUCUCUCCCUGCCUGUUAACCCACUGCUGUCUCUCCCUGCCUGUUAACCCACUGCUGUCUCUCCCUGCCUGUUAACCCACUGCUGUCUCUCCCUGCCUGUUAACCCACUGCUGUCUCUCCCUGCCUGUUAACCCACUGCUGUCUCUCCCUGCCUGUUAACCCACUGCUGUCUCUCUCCCUGCCUGUUAACCCACUGCUGUCUCUCCCUGCCUGUUAACCCACUGCUGUCUCUCCCUGCCUGUUAACCCACUGCUGUCUCUCUCCCUGCCUGUUAACCCACUGCUGUCUCUCUCCCUGCCUGUUAACCCACUGCUGUCUCUCCCUGCCUGUUAACCCACUGCUGUCUCUCCCUGCCUGUUAACCCACUGCUGUCUCUCUCCCUGCCUGUUAACCCACUGCUGUCUCUCUCCGUGCCUGUUAACCCACUGUCAAUUCAAUUCAAUUUAAGGGCUUUAUUGGCAUUGGAAACGUAUGUCUACAUUGCCAAAGCAAGUGAAAUAGAUAAUAAACAAAAGUGAGAUGAAACAAUAAAAUGAACAGUAAAUAUUACUCACAAAAGUUCCAUAAUAAUAGAUUGUUUCAAAUCUCUACAGUGUUGUAAUGAUGUGCAAAUAGUAUUUACAAAGGUGUUUGUUCUUCACUGGUUGCCCUUUUCUUGUGGCAACAGGUCACAAAUCUUGCUGCUGUGAUGGCACACUGUGGUAUUUCACCAAAUAGAUGUUGGAUUUUAUCAAAAUUGGGUUUGUUUUCUAAUUCUUUGUGGGUCUGUGUAACCUGAGGGAAAUAUGUGUCUCUAAUAUGGUCAUACAUUUGGCAGGAGGUUAGGAAGUGCAGCUCAGUUUCCACCUCAUUUUGUGGGCAGUGUGCACAUAGCCUGUCUUCUCUUGAGAGCCAGGUCUGCCUACGGCGGCCUUUCUCAAUAGCAAGGUUAUGCUCACUGAGUCUGUACAUAGUCAAAGCUUUCCUUAAUUUUGGGUCAGUCAUAGUGGUCAGGUAUUCUGCCACUGUGUACUCUCUGUUUAGGGCCAAAUAGCAUUCUAGUUUGCUCAGUUUUUUUUUGUUAAUUACUUGACACAUUGGAAAUAAUUAAAUUUUUGUUUUCUCAUGAUUUGGUUGGGUCUAAUUGUGUUGCUGUCCUGGGGCUCUGUGGGUCUUUGUGUUUGUGAACAGAAUCCCAGAACCAGCUGGCUUAGGGGACUCUUCUCCAGGUACAUUUCUCUGUAGGUGAUGGCUUUGUUAUGGAAGGUUUGGGAAUCGCUUCCUUUUAACUGAUUCAAGUAUUUUUUGCCAGAUCCUCGGUGUGUCGAAUUUUAUGUGCCUUUUGAUGGCAUAGAAGGCCCUUCUUGCCUUGUCUCUCAGAUCGUUCACAGCUUUGUGGAAGUUACCUGUGGCGCUGAUGUUUAGGCCGAGGUAUGUAUAGUUUUUUGUGUGCUCUAGGGCAACGGUGUCUAGAUGGAAUUUGUAUUCGUGGUCCUGGCAACAACCUUUACUGAGAUUUACUCUCAGGGCCCAGGUCUGACAGAAUCUGUGCAGAAGAUCUAGGUGCUGCUGUUGGCCCUCCUUGGUUGGUGACAGAAGCACCAGAUCAUCAGCAAACAGAAGACAUUUGACUUCAGAUUCUAGUAGGGUGAGGCCGGGUGCUGCAGACUGUUCUAGUGCCCUCGUCAAUUCGUUGAUAUAUAUGUUGAAGAGGGUGGGGCUUAAGCUGCAUCCCUGUCUCACCCCACGGCCCUGUGGAAAGAAAUGUGUUUUUUGCCAAUAUUAACCGCACACUUGUUGUUUGUGUACAUAGAUUUUAUGUUUUUCCCCCAACAUCACUUUCCAUAAAUUUGUAUAGCAGACCCUCAUGCCAAAUUGAGUCUCAAGCUUUUUUGAAAUUAACAAAACAUGAGAAGGCUUUGCUUUGUUUGUUUGUCAAUGAGGGUGUGCAGGGUGAAUACGUGGUCUGUCGUACGGUAAUUUGGUAAAAAGCCAAUUUGACAUUUGCUCAGUACAUUGUUUUCACUGAGGAAAUGAACUAGUCUGCUGUUAAUGAUAAUGCAGAGGAUUUUCCCAAGGUUGCUGUUGACGCAUAUCCCACGGUAGUUAUUGGGGUCAAAUUUGUCUCCACUUUUGUGGAUUGGAGUGAUCAGUCCUUGGUUCCAAAUAUUGGGGAAGAUGCCUGAGCUAAGGAUGAUGUUAAAGAGUUUAAGUAUAGCCAAUUGGAAUUUGUGGUCUGUAUAUUUUAUCAUUUCAUUGAGGAUACCAUCAACACCACAGGCCUUUUUGGGUUGGAGGUUUUGUAUUUUGUCCUGUAGUUCAUUCAAUGUAAUUGGAGAAUCCAGUGGGUUCUGGUAGUCUUGAAUAGAUGAUUCUAAGAUUUGUAUUUGAUCAUGUAUAUGUUUUUGCUGUUUGUUCUUUGUUAUAGGGCCAAAAAGAUUGGAGAAGUGGUUUACCCAUACAUCUCCGUUUUGGAUAGAUAGCUCUUCAUGUUGUUGUUUGUUUAGUGUUUUCCAAUUUUCCCAGAAGUGCUUGGAGUCUAUGGAUUCUUCAAUUACAUUGAGCUGAUUUCUGACAGGCUGUUCCUUCUUUCUCCGUAGUGUAUUUCUGUAUUGUUUUAGUGAUUCACCAUAGUGAAGGCGUAGGCUCAGGUUUUCUGGGUCUCUGUUUUUGUUUGGCUAGGUUUCUCAAUUACUGUCUCUCUCUCCUCCUCCUCUCCCUGCAUGCCUGUUAACCCACCGUCUACCUCUCUUCUCCUGCCCAGGCGUGCUAUGGGAUAGUGAAGGUGCCAGAGGGUAACUGGCUGUGCAGGACAUGUGCUCUGGGCAUCGACCCCCAGUGUCAGCUGUGCCCCAUCAAGGGAGGGGCGAUGAAGGCUACGAGGGCGGGCACCAAGUGGGCACACGUCAGCUGUGCCCUGUGGAUCCCUGAGGUAAAAAUCAACCCCUUGUCCUUUUUACGCAUUCACCCGUCUGUCAGAAUGUGGUGGUAACAGUAAAGCUGUCUAACAGUAGGGUCCUGUGUAUCUAACGGGAGGGUCCUGUAUAUCUAACAGUAGGGUCCUGUGUAUCUAACGGGAGGGUCCUGUAUAUCUAACAGUAGGGUCCUGUGUAUCUAACGGGAGGGUCCUGUAUAUCUAACAGUAGGGUCCUGUAUAUCUAACAGGAGGGUCCUGUAUAUCUAACAGGAGGGUCCUGUGUAUCUAACAGGAGGGUCCUGUAUAUCUAACAGUAGGGUCCUGUAUAUCUAACAGUAGGGUCCUGUAUAUCUAACAGGAGGGUCCUGUAUAUCUAACAGGAGGGUCCUGUGUAUCUAACAGGAGGGUCCUGUAUAUCUAACAGUAGGGUCCUGUAUAUCUAACAGUAGGGUCCUGUGUAUCUAACAGGAGGGUCCUGUAUAUCUAACAGGAGGGUCCUGUGUAUCUAACAGGAGGGUCCUGUAUAUCUAACAGGAGGGUCCUGUGUAUCUAACAGUAGGGUCCUGUAUAUCUAACAGGAGGGUCCUGUAUAUCUAACAGGAGGGUCCUGUGUAUCUAACAGGAGGGUCCUGUAUAUCUAACAGUAGGGUCCUGUAUAUCUAACAGUAGGGUCCUGUGUAUCUAACAGGAGGGUCCUGUAUAUCUAACAGUAUGGUCCUGUGUAUCUAACAGGAGGGUCCUGUGUAUCUAACAGGAGGGUCCUGUGUAUCUAACAGGAGGGUCCUGUAUAUCUAACAGUAUGGUCCUGUGUAUCUAACAGGAGGGUCCUGUGUAUCUAACAGGAGGGUCCUGUGUAUCUAACAGGAGGGUCCUGUGUAUCUAACAGGAGGGUCCUGUAUAUCUAACAGGAGGGUCCUGUAUAUCUAACAGGAGGGUCCUGUGUAUCUAACAGUAGGGUCCUGUGUAUCUGCAGGUGAGCAUAGCGUGUCCAGAGAGGAUGGAGCCCAUCACCAAGGUGUCUCACAUCCCCCCGUCCCGCUGGGCUCUCAUCUGCAGCCUCUGUAAACUGAAGACUGGAGCCUGCAUACAGGUGAGCAUGGUAGCUGUAAACUGAAGACUGGAGCCUGCAUACAGGUGAGCAUGGUAGCUGUAAACUGAAGACUGGAGCCUGCAUACAGGUGAGCAUGGUAGCUGUAAACUGAAGACUGGAGCCUGCAUACAGGUGAGCAUGGUAGCUGUAAACUGAAGACUGGAGCCUGCAUACAGGUGAGCAUGGUAGCUGUAAACUGAAGACUGGAGCCUGCAUACAGGUGAGCAUGGUACUUGGACUGUGUGACUGAACCAAGUCUCUUGGUUUGUUGUUCACGUUCGUAGUCUCUUGGUUUGUUGUAGUUAUGUAACUCGUAGUGUGGUUUAUCUUUUGUAUUAGCUAGUGAAGUGUGUUAAGUCAGGGGAUCUCAAACUUUUAGGGAUCCUUUUUGUGAUAGUAAAUUAAUCAGGGACCCCACUGCAGUGAGAUAGAAAUAGCAUGUAAGGAGUUUGACUGUGACUGGCAGUGCAUGGCCAUACCAACCUAGUCUCGGGCCCUUGGAAGGAACAUUUUAAAGGCCCGUCUCCUAGCAUCGGAGAGAACAUUUAGCAGUUUUCAAGCACAUUUCCUGCAAUUCUACACAUUUUGCCAAGAGGCAGAGAGAACGUUGCAGUUUUCAAGCUUCAAUUACAGUGCAUUUAUGUUGACACAUUUUUGGGGGGUAUUACAAGAAGUAUUGAGUUUAAACAUGUAUAAUUGGUGGGGUACUGUGGAUACCAAUAUCCCUGGGAGCCUCUCAGGCCAAUGUUGCCCAGAGUUAAGAACAGAAAUUGUAGAUUAAUAAUGAAAUUUUAUUACAACCUCUAAAUGGAUACCUUGGCCAAAAUGAGUUUAAUUUGUUAGUAAUAUUCAUUAAAAAAUGAAAUGUAAAAUGUUUUAUAUAUAUAUAUAUUUUGAAAUCUGCAGGACCUCCGUGGACCCCACUUUGACAACCCCUGAGUUAAUGAACCCAUACCUUGUUCUCCCUCCAUCCCUCUCAGUGCUCCGUACCCCUGAGUUAAUGAACCCAUACCUUGUUCUCCCUCCAUCCCUCUCAGUGCUCCGUACCCCUGAGUUAAUGAACCCAUACCUUGUUCUCCCUCCAUCCCACUCAGUGCUCCGUGAAGAACUGCACCAUCCCGUUCCAUGUGACGUGUGCCUUCGAGCACAGCCUGGAGAUGAAGACCAUCCUGGAUGAAGGAGACGAGGUGAAGUUCAAGUCCUACUGCCUGAAGCACAGCAAGCCCAAGAACCAGGCCUCCUCGGACCCACCGGCCCCCGGUCUCAGCCCCUCUCAGCCAGCCCACAGCCCGGCCCGGCCCAAACCCCCCAUAGACCCAGAGAGGGGGGGCCUGAGGGCCCAGAGGUUAUUAGAACUGGAGGAGGGGUUUUAUACUCUGAUCCACCCCGAGGAGCUGGCCCUGAACCUGGGCCUACCUCGCACCCUGCUGGACUUCAUCUACCAGUACUGGAAACUGAAGAGGAAGAGCAACUUCAACCGUGCUCUGCUGCCCCCUAGUGAGGAGGAGAACCUGCUGCUGUUGCCUCAUGAAGACAGCAUCCACACACGCAUGAGGAUGUUCAUGCACCUCCGACAGGACUUAGAGAGGGUUAGUAUUACUUAUAUUAUAUUGAUUAGAUGUUUAAUAUAGAUAUACCCUGAGUAUACAAAACAUUAGGAACACCUGUUCUUUCCAUGACAUAGACCGACCAUGUGAGUCCAGGUGAAAGCUGUGAUUCGUUAUUGAUGUCACUUGUUAAAUCCACUUCAAUCAGUGUUAAUGAAGGUGAGGAGAAAGGUUAAAGAAGGAUUUUUUUUUUAAGCCUUGAGACAUGGAUUGUGUACGUGUGCUAUUCAGAGGGUGAAUUGGCAAGACAAAAUAUUUAAGUGCCUUUGAACGGGGUAUGGUAGUAGGUGCCAAGCACAACGAUUUGUUUCAAGAACUGCAACGCUGCUGGGUUCUUCACACUCAACAGUUUCCUGUGUGUAUCAAGAAUGGUCCACCACCCAAAGGACAUCCAGCCAACUUGACAGAACUGUGGGAAGCGUUGGAGUCAACAUGGGCCAGCGUCCCUGUGGAACGCUUUCAACAACUUGUAGAGUCCAUGCCCCGACGAAUUGUGCUAUUCUGAGGGCAAAAUGGGUUGCAACUCAAUAUUAGAAAGGUGUUCCUAAUGUUUUGUACACUCAUUGUACAUCGACUGUUGCUUCAACUUUCUCUCUACAAACACUGUUAAAGCUGUACUGUGUUUUUAGAAGACAGCAUCCACACACUCAUACGGAUGGUCACGUUUUAAAUUAUACUUCACUGAACAAAGAUAUGAACGCAAUAUGUAAAGUGUUGGUCCCAUGUUUCGUGAGCUGAAAUAAAAGAUCCCAUAAAUGUUCCAUACGCACAAAAAGCUGAUUUCUCUCAAAUUUUGUGGAAGAAUUUGUUUACAUCCCUGUUAGUGAGCAUUUCUCCUUUGCCAAGAUAAUCCAUCCACCUGACAGGUGUGGCAUAUCAAGAAGCUGAUUAAACAGCAUGAUCAUUACACAGGUGCACCUUGUACUGGGGACAAUAAAAGGCCACUCUAAAAUGUGCAGUUUUGUUACACAACACAAUGCCACAGAUGUCUCAAGUUUUGAGGGAGUGUGCAAAUAACAUGCUGACUGCAGGAAUGUCCACCAGAGCGGUUGCCAGAGAAUUGAAUGUUCAUUUCUCUACCAUAAGCCGCCUCCAACGUUGUUUUAGAGAAUUUGGCAGUACGUCCAACCGGCCUCACAACCCCAGGACCUCCACAUCCAGCUUUUUCACCUGCGGGAUCGUCUGAGACCAGCCACCCGAACAGCUGAUGAAACUGAGGAGUAUUUCAGUCUGUAAUAAUGCCCUUUUGUGGGGGAAAAACUCAUUCUGAUUGGCUGGACCUGGCUCCCCAGUGAGUGGGCCUGGCUGGCAAGUGGGUGGGCCUAUGCCCUCCCAAGCCCACCCAUGGCUGCACCCCUGCCCAGUCAUGUGAAAUCCAUAGAUUAGGGCCUAAUUAAUUUAUUUCAAUUUACUGAUUUCCAUAUGCAGUGCAUUCUGAAGUAUUCAGACACCUUUCCUUUUUCCACAUUUUGUUACGUUACAGCCUUAUUCUAAAAUUGUUUUUUUGUUUUUUUAAAUGUCCUCAUCAAUCUACACUCAAUACCCCAUAAUGACUAAGCGAAAAAAGGUUUUUAGAAAUGUGUGCAAAUUUAUUUAAAAAAUUAAAAAGGAAAUAUGAUAUUUACUUAAGUAUUCAGACCCUUUGCUAUGAGACUCGAAAUUGAGCUCCGGGGCAUCCUGUUUCCAUUGAUCAUCCUCGAUGUUUCUACAACUAAAUUCUAUUGAUUGGAUUUGGUAAGGCAUACGCCUGUCUAUAUAAGGUCCCACAGUUGACAGUGCAUGUCAGAGCAAAAACCAAGCCAUGAGGUUGAAGGAAUUGUCUGUAGAGCUCCGAGACAGGAUUGUGUCGAGGACAGAUCUGGGGAAGGGUACCGAAAAACGUCAUCAGCAUUGAAGGUCCCCAAGAACACAGUGGCCUCCAUUAUUCUUAAAUGGAAGAAGUUUGGAACCACCAAGACUCUUCCUAGAGCUGGCCGCCCGGCCAAAUGGAGAAGGACCUUGGUCAGGGAGGUGAUCAAGAACCCAAUGGUCUAUCUGACAGAGUUCCAGAGUUCCUCUGUGGAGAUGGGAGAACCUUCCAGAAGGACAACCAUCUCAGCAGCACUCCACCAAUCAGGCCUUUAUGGUAGAGUGGCCAGACAGAAGCCACUCCUCAGUAAAAGGCACAUGACAGCCCGCUUGGAGUUUGCCAAAAGGCACCUAAAGGACUCUGACCAUGAGAAACAAGAUUCCCUGGUCUGAUGAAACCAAGAUUGAACUCUUUGGCCUGAAUGCCAAGUGUCACGUCAGGAGGAAACCUGGCACCAUCUCUACGGUGAAGCAUGGUGGUGGCAGCAUCAUGCUGUGGGAAUGUUAUUCAGCGGCAGGGACUGGGAGACUAGUCAGGCUCGAGGGAAAGAUGAACAGAGGAAAGUAUAGCGAGAUCCUUGAUGAAAACCUGCUCCAGAGCGCUCAGGACCUCAGACUGGGGCAAAGGUUCACCUUCCAACAGGACAACGACCCUAAGCACACAGCCAAGACAACGCAGGAGUGGCUUCGGGACAAGUCUCUGAAUGUCCUUGAGUGGCCCAGCCAGAGCCCGGACUUGAACCCGAUCGAACAUCUCUGGAGAGACCUGAAAAUAGCUGUGCAGCGACGCUCCCCAUCCAACCUGACAGCUUGGGAGGAUCUGCAGAGAAGAAUGGGAGAAACUCCCCAAAUACAGGUGUGCCAGGCUUGUAGCGUCAUACCCAAGAAGACUCAGGGCUGUAAUCGCUGCCAAAGGUGCUUCAACAAAGUACUGAGUAAAGGGUCUGAAUACUUAUGUAAAUGAAAUAUUUCAGUUUUUUAUAUUUAAGACAUUUGCAAAUAUUUCUAAAACAUGUUUUGCUUUGUCAUUAUAGGAUAUUGUGUGUAGAUUGAUGAGGAAAAACAUUUAUUUAAUCAAUUUCAGAAUAAGGCUGUAAUGUAACAAAAUAUGGAAGGGGUCUGAAUACUUUCCGAAUGCACUGUAACUCAGUAAAAUUGUUGCUUGUUGCAUUUCUAUUUUUGUUCAGUAUAGUUCUCUGAGCCCUGUGAUAUUAUGAUCUGAGGUGGGUGCUUAUAUGGGGUGGCAGGUAGCCAGGGUUUGCCAGUUCGAAUCCCGGGUCUUACAGGAAGAAUUUGACCGCCGUGUUUUCCCCUGCAGGUGAGGAAUUAGGUUAGGGGACUCCACACCCGACAUUCGUAGGUGUUGAGCUGGCACAGGUCACCGUACAGAUCAUAUCCAACCCUUCACAGGUCACCGUACAGAUCAUAUCCAACCCUUCACAGGUCACCGUACAGAUCAUAACCAUCCCUUCACAGGUCACCGUACAGAUCAUAUCCAACCCUUCACAGGUCACCGUACAGAUCAUAUCCAUCCCUUCACAGGUCACCGUACAUAUCAUAUCCAACCCUUCACAGGUCACCGUACAGAUCAUAUCCAUCCCUUCACAGGUCACCGUACAGAUCAUAACCAUCCCUUCACAGGUCACCGUACAGAUCAUAUCCAUCCCUUCACAGGUCACCGUACAGAUCAUAUCCAACCCUUCACAGGUCACCGUACAGAUCAUAUCCAACCCUUCACAGGUCACCGUACAGAUCAUAUCCAACCCUUCACAGGUCACCGUACAGAUCAUAUCCAACCCUUCACAGGUCACCGUACAGAUCAUAUCCAACCCUUCACAGGUCACCGUACAGAUCAUAUCCAACCCUUCACAGGUCACCGUACAGAUCAUAACCAUCCCUUCACAGGUCACCGUACAGAUCAUAUCCAACCCUUCACAGGUCACCGUACAGAUCAUAUCCAUCCCUUCACAGGUCACCGUACAGAUCAUAUCCAUCCCUUCACAGGUCACCGUACAGAUCAUAUCCACCCUUCACAGGUCACCGUACAGAUCAUAUCCAUCCUUCACAGGUCACCGUACAGAUCAUAUCCAACCCUUCACAGGUCACCGUACAGAUCAUAUCCAACCCUUCACAGGUCACCGUACAGAUCAUAUCCAACCCUUCACAGGUCACCGUACAGAUCAUAUCCAACCCUUCACAGGUCACCGUACAGAUCAUAUCCAACCCUUCACAGGUCACCGUACAGAUCAUAUCCAACCCUUCACAGGUCACCGUACAGAUCAUAUCCAACCCUUCACAGGUCACCGUACAUAUCAUAUCCAACCCUUCACAGGUCACCUCUGUAGCUCAAUUGGUAGAGCACGGCGCUUGUAACGCCAGGGUAGUGGGUUUGAUCCCCGGGACCACCCCCAUACGUAAAAAUGUAUGCGCACAUGACUGUAAGUCGCUUUGGAUAAAAGCGUCUGCUAAAUGGCUUAUUAUAUUAUUAUAUCAUAACCAUCCCUUCAUAGGUCACCGUACAGUCUAUACACUGGUGAUGGCUACUAGACCUAUACAGUCUAUACACUGGUGAUGGCUACUAGACCUAUACAGUGCCUUGCAAAAGUAUUCAGCCCCCUUGGCAUUUUUCCUAUUUUGUUGCAUUACAACCUGUACUUUAAAUUGAUUUUUAUUUGGAUUCCAUGUUAUGGACAUACACAAAAUAGUCCAAAUUGGUGAAGUGAAAUGAAAAAAAAUUACCUGUUUCAAAAUAUUUGACAAUAAAUAACGGAAAAGUGGUGCAUGCAUAUGUAUUCACCCCCUUUGCUAUGAAGCCCCUAAAUAAGAUCUGGUGCAACCAAUUACCUCCAGAAGUCACAUAAUUAGUUAGAUUGCACACUGGUGGACUUUAUUUAAGUGUCACAUGAUCUUUCACAUGAUCUCAGUGUAUAUAUACACCUGUUCUGAAAGGCCCCAGAGUCUGCAACACCAAUAAGCAAGGGGCACCACCAAGCAAGCGGCACCAUGAAGACCAAGGAGCUCUCCAAACAGGUCAGGGGCAAAGUUGUGGAGAAGUACAGAUCAGGGUUGGGUUAUAAAAAAAUAUCAGAAACUUUGAACAUCCCACGGAGCACCAUUAAAUCCAUUAUUUAAAAAAUGGAAAGAAUAUGGCACCACAACAAACCUGCAAAGAGAGGGCCGCUCUCCAAAACUCACAGACCAGGCAAGGAGGGCAUUAAUCAGAGAGGCAACAAAGAGACCAAAGAUAACCCUGAAGGAGCUGCAAAGCUCCACAGCGGAGAUUGGAGUAUCUGUCCAUAGGACCACUUUAAGCCGUACACUCCACAGAGCUGGGCUUUACGGAAGAGUGGCCAGAAAAAAGCCAUUGCUUCAAGAAAAAAAUAAGCAAACAUAUGGAAGAAGGUAAUCUGGUCAGAUGAGACUAAAACUGAGCUUUUUGGCCAUCAAGGAAAACGCUAUGUCUGGCACAAACCCAACACCUCUCAUCACCCUGAGAACACCAUCCCUACAGUGAAGCAUGGUGGUGGCAGCAUCAUGCUGUGGGGAUGUUUUUCAUCGGCAGGGACUGUGAAACUGGUCAGAAUUGAAGGAAUGAUGGAUGGCGCUAAAUACAGGGAUAUUCUUGAGGGAAACCUGUUUCAGUCUUCCAGAGAUUUGAGACUGGGACGGAGGUUCACCUUCCAGCAGGACAAUGACCCUAAGCAUACUGCUAAAGCAACACUGGAGUGGUUCAAGGGGAAACAUUUAAAUGUCUUGGAAUGGCCUAGUCAAAGCCCAGACCACAAUCCAAUUGAGAAUCUGUGGUAUGACUUAAAGAUUCCUGUACACCAGCGGAACCCAUCCAACUUGAAGGAACUGGAGCAGUUUUGCCUUGAAGAAUGGGCAAAAAUCCCAGUGGCUAGAUGUGCCAAGCUUAUAGAGACAUACCCCAAGAGACUUGCAGCUGUAAUUGCUGCAAAAGGUGUCUCUACAAAGUAUUAACUUUGGGGGGGUGAAUAGUUAUGCACGCUCAAGUUCUGUUUUUUUUGUCUUAUUUCUUGUUUAAUUCACACACAAAUAUUUUGCAUCUUCAAAGUGGUAGGCAUGUUGUGUAAAUCAAAUGAUACAAACCCCACAAACAUUUUAAUAUAGGUUGUAGGGCAACAAGGGGGGUGAAUACUUUUGCAAGCCACUGUAAUGCAGCUGAUGGCCACACCAGAUACUGACUGUUACUUUUGAUUUUGACCCCCCCUUUGUUCAGGUUCACAUUAUUCCAUUUCUGUUAGUCACAUGUCUGUGGAACUUGUUCAGUUUAUGUCUCAGUUGUUGAAUCUUGUUAUGUUCAUACAAAUAUUUACACAUGUUAAGUUUGCUGAAAAUAAACACAGUUGACAGUGAGAAGACAUUUCUUUUUUUGCUGAGUUUAUAUAUAUAUAUAUAUAUAUAUAUAUAUAUAUAUAUAUAUAAUCUUAGAUAUUCACUAAAAUUUAAGCUAAAAUAGGCAAAUAAAGAAUUGUUUCCUUCACACAAUUUUAACUAAAUCCACACAUAAGUAGUGAAAUGUAGAGGAUCCAUCCAAUAGAAUCAAUCUGUAGCUUGACCUAAUCAAUUCAUACAUCCCAGUGGAGACGCAAUGUAUCUAAAACAGCCACCAGAUGGAGACAGAGAGUUAGGGUGAGAGUUGGUGUUAGGGUGAGAGUUAGGGUGAGAGUUGGUGUUAGGGUGAGAGUUAGGGUGAGAGUUGGUGUUAGGGUGAGAGUUGGUGUUAGGGUGAGAGUUGGUGUUAGGGUGAGAGUUGGUGUUAGGGUGAGGGUUGGUGUUAGGGUGAGGGUUGGUGUUAGGUGCUGAGUUUUGGUGUUAUUUAGAGUGGUUGUUUAGGGUGGCGUUGGUGUUCGGGUUGCGCGUUGGUGUUCGGGUGCGUUGGUGUUGGGUGCGCGUUGGUGUUCUGGUGGCGUUCAGGGUGGUCGUUGUGUUUUCGGGUGCCUGUUUGUGUUCGUGGUGCGCGUUGGUGUUACGGGUGCCGUUGGUGUUCGGGUGCGCGUUGGUGUUUCGGGUGCGCGUUGGUUGUUCGGUGUGCGCGUUCGGGUGCGCGUUUGGUGUUCGGUGCGCGUUGGUGUUCGCGUGCGGGUGCGGGUUGGUGUUCGGUGUGUGCGGGUUGGGGUUUGUGUUCGGGUGCGGGUUGGUGUUCGGGUGCGCGUUGGUGUUCGGGUGCGCGUUUGUUGUUCGGGUGCGCGUUGGGUUCGGGUGCGCGUUGGUGUUCGGGUGCCGUUGGUGUUCGGGUGCGCGUUGGUGUUUCGGGUGCGCGUUGGUGUUCGGGUGCGCGUUGGUGUUCGGGUGCGCGUUGGUGUUCGGGUGCGCGUUGGUGUUUCGGGUGCGCGUUGGUGUUCGGGUGCGCGUUGGUGUUCGGGUGCGCGUUGGUGGUGUUCGGGUGCGCGUUGGUGUUCGGGUGCGCGUUCGGGUGCGCGUUGGUGUUCGGGUGCGUGUUCGGGUGCGCGUUGGUGUUCGGGUGCGUGUUCGGGUGCGCGUUGGUGUUCGGGUGCGCUUCGGGUGCGCGUUGGUUGUUCGGGUGCGCGUUCGGGUGCGCGUUCGGGUGCGCGUUGGUGUUCGGGUGCGGUUCGUGUUCGGGUGCGGGUUCGUGUUCGGGUGCGGUUCGUGUUCGGUGCGCGUUCGUGUUCGUGCGUUCGUGUUCGGGUGCGCGUUGUUGUUCGGGUGCGCGUUGGUGUUCGUGUGCGCGUUGGUGUUCGGGUGCGCGUUGGUGUUCGGGUGCGCGUUCGUGUUCGGGUGCGUGUUCUCGUGUUCGGUGGCGUUCGUGUUCGGGUGCGCGUUCGUGUUCGGGUGCGCGUUCGUGUUGGGUGCGCGUUCGUGUUCGGUGCGCGUUGGUGUUCGGGUGCGCGUCUUGUUCGGGGUGCGCGUUCUCAGUGUUCGUGUUCGGGUGCGUUGGUUUGUGCGCGUUCGUGCGUCUUGUGUUCGAGCUUGGUGCGUCCUUCGGGUCUGUUCGGUGUUCGUGCGUCUUUGUCGUGUUAGGGUGAAGUGUUCGUGAGUCUUGUUAGUGGUUCGGGUGAGUGUUAGUGGAGUAUUUGUUAGCUCACCUGAUGGCUGGGUUAGGGUGAGUGUUGGUGUUAUGUGAAAUUAUUUAAACAAAACUAUUUUAGUGUCUCUGUGCGUCUCCCAACAGGUGUAAGUCUUUUGGGAUUUCAGUAACGGCCAGAGUCCCGGUCUGCAUAGUCAGAGAUAUUUAUUCAUUGAGAAUUCUGCCAUCACAAUUUCAGAGUCCAUCUUUAUACUCAUACGUCAUACAAAAGAAAUCCCUCCCCUCUGUAGGCGGGCUGUAGUUUUCCACUCUAAAACUGCUCUACUGACCAUCAGUUCACACACACACACACACAUAUACACACAUGCAUACACACACACACACACAUGCAUACACACACACACACACACACACACACACACACAUGCAUACACACACACACACACACACACAUGCAUACACACACACACACACAUACACACACACACACACACACACACACACACACACACACACACACACACACACACACACACACACACACACACAUAUCCUACUCCCUGCUUUACUCAGUUAUUGCCGUUCUCACAAUAUUCUGCACCAUGUUUUCAUAACAGUUUCUCCCCUCCCUAAAUUGGGAGGCCUCUUUAUCUUAGUUUCUCAGUUGUCUUUGUUGUCUGGUCUAACUCUUACUCACAUUGCUAAAUAGUGGCUCAAUGCCAUAGCCUUUACUGGUCCUACACUCACACAUUUCUAACACAUUAUACACAGUUUCAGGGUGUAAUAAUUAGUCAUUAAUAAUUAAUCUAUCAGUUGGUGAGUAUCUGUUAGCUCACCUGAUGGCUGGGUUAGGGUGAGUGUUGGUGAGUAUCUGUUAGCUCACCUGGUGGCUGGGUUAGGGUUAGGGUGAGUAUUUGUUAGCUCACCUGACGGCCAUGUUGUGUCCCCUGCAGGUGAGGAACCUGUGUUACAUGGUGAGUCGGAGGGAAAAGCUGAAACUGUCUCAGAGCAAAGCCCAGGAGCAGAUCUUCAACCUCCACGUCAAACUGCUCAACCAGGAGGUCUCCGCUGGUAAGAGACUGUGUGUGUGGCCAUAUCCGAAUAUCUGUACUUGCAUUCUAAAUAAUAGGCAUUUUGGAUAUGUGAAAAUAUAAAUUAUAUGUGAAAUUACAAUGCUUUAAAUGCCAGGAUGACAUACUCAUUUAUGCAUUUGACCUACUAGAAUUCGCUGCACACUAUUGAGGAAGAGAAUCAUAUUUUCAGACUGACGUGUGUUUGACAACAGCUGAUAAUCAGAUAAAUUGACGCGCUUAACGAGUGGUGGGACUCAACGCACAUUAGAUGACUAAUUGUGAGAAUAGAGGUGCCUAGUAUAUUUGUUGUUUACUGCAUUUGUGUUUUACAAAGCAGUACAUUCUAAGUAGUAUGAUUAGUUAGCUCUUUAAGUAGGUAGUAGACAAGACAUAUUUCAGACACUGUCCCUAAAAAGCAACAACUCGUUUUGAAAAUGGCCUAUGUGGCAUCGAUAUGAGUCAAACAUUUAUUCUAGUGUUAAAAGUGUAAAUAGGAUACUUUUUAUUCCAAAACUGAGAUUUGCAAGAUGAUAGGAAAAAAAUGGUCACCGAAUGAAGGGCACCGUAACCGUUUUCCUUGGGUUGAGUUUAUUUAAAUCCUGCCCACAGCUGGCAGCUCCCAAGUAAUCAUCAUUUCAAAGCACAGCUGCAUGCGACCUGAUCAUAAUGCCCAUGGUCAAGUUGGUUUGACAUUCGAUAUCCCUAUGGGGCUAGUUAGGGACCAUCAGUAAAUUACACAAUGUACAAAAUGGGACAAUAUUAUAAAUUGUCAGUAGCUCCAAAUUUCAAUGACUUAACCUCAAACCAACUAUUAAUUGUAGAAAUUAGUUUACAAAUAUUGAAAGCAUUUAAUAAGACAACUAAAAGAUGUGCAACAUGAAAAUAUCUUCCCAUUUACAUUGUGUAAUUUAUUGACCUUCCCUAACUAGCCCCAGAGAUAGGCUAUCCAAUGUCAAACCAACUUUGCCACGGUAGCACACCAGCCGGCUGAAGCUAAUUGCCGAAAGAAGUUGGCUAGCUAGCAUAGACCUGGUUAGACUGUUUCAUGUUAUCUAGAAGGGUGAGUGACUGUGCACUGUUUUGGCAGAGUCUAUGUUCAAAUGCUUAUCAUGUGAGAACACACACUCAACGGACAUUAACCCCACCCCCCAAGACAACACUUGUUUGGCUUCAGUCAUGGCCGCCACUGCAUUUCUUAAUGACCAAGCUGCAAAACAAGGCCAAAUCAGAACUUUAGCCCCCUUUAAUAGUUUAUAUGGGAGGAGAUGUGGACUAACCCAUAAUUCUGAUUGACCUUCUUGGUGUUUGUCUCUCUCCAGGUCUGCCUGUUUUGUUCCCGGUGGAGAGCAUGUUGUUCCGGCCUCCUCCCAGAAUCACCCUGAAGCUGAAGAUGCCCAAAGUGUCCCUGGGUAACGGGAAGACCGGCUCCAAGUCAGGCAACGGCCCCCUCUGUCCGGAUAACAGCGGGAACGUUCACCAACGCAGUGGGGGAGGAGGGGGGCUGGGGAAGGGAGGAGGGGGGCUGGGGAAGGGAGGGGGGGGUGGGGAAGGGAGGGGGGGGGCUGGGGAAGCCUCCGCUCCAGGGGCGAGGCAGGAGAGAGGAGCGCUCCAAUGGCAGUCUGUCUACCUCAGGUCAGUCACGUAGGGAGGUCAGUACCGCCACUGGACCAGCACUGACCAACAGUACAGCCAGAGGCUCAGCCCUGACCAUUAAACCGACUGGCAAGCCCCUGACUGGCAAGCCCCUGACUGGCAAGCCCCUGACUGGCAAGCCCCCUGACUGGCAAGCCCCUGACUGGCAAGCCCCUGACUGGUAA